AUGCUGUACUCGCCGGACAAUGCUGAUGAGCGGUUCUGCUACAGCGACGCGACGGCCGGGGGCGGCGGCGUGGAGCGGGAGUUCCUGCGCGUGGCGGCGUCGUACGUGGCGUCGCCGCACGAGGGGCCGAGGAGCGCGUACUACGACUUCUUCGCUGCGCACAACGCGACGCUGUGGACCGUGGACAGCGCGACGCGCGUUGCGACGCCGAUGCAGCUGGACGUUGUGUACACGUUCGUGAACCCGAGGGCGCCGUCGUUCUGGCGCAACCUUGAGGCGCGGCACGUGCGGUUCGAGCAGCGGCGGUACCGCGACUGGGAGGAGCUGCGGUACUCGCUGCGGUCGCUGCGCGAGUUCGUGCUUGCGAGCGACGCGCUUGCGCAGUACCACCACCGCCACGCUGCGGACGUGCGGCGGCUGGGCGAGCUUGGGUACCAGGUGAACAUGAGCGACGCUGGAGCGGCGGAUGGUGUUGUGUCGCUGGUGCGGCGCGUGUACCUUGUGUUGUCUGACAAGGACCAGGUGCCUGCGUGGCUUGACACGGAGAGGUUCCCGGAGCUGCGCGUGGUGAUGCAUGCGGAUAUGUUCAGCGCUGAGGAGGCAGCGUGGGUGCUGCCGACGCUGAACUCGAACGUGAUAGAGUCCGGGCUGCAUCGCAUUCCGGGCAUCUCGCGCUUUUUUUUCUACUUCAACAAUGAUAUGAUAGUUGGUCGCCAGUUGUCGUUCUUCGACCUGUUCCGCCCUCUGUCGCCGCCGCGCCAGAGUCUACACGUGUACAAUCUCAGUCGGGACAGCGAGGGGUCGACAAACGCUUCGCUCGCGUCUAAUGGGACCGGGCGCGCUGCAUUGCUGCUGGAGCCGGUGCUCCACAGCGACACGAAGUACAUGGGGGCGAAGGGAGAAAUGACCAGCUCGGAGCGAAUGCAAGUCAUGCGUGCCCGCGAGGAAGUCAGGAGCUGCAUGCUUGAGCAGGUGCUCCCCGCUCUGAACUCGAAGGGGCGCAGUGGCGAGUGGCCGGCAAAGGCAGUCCUCUUGCCCUCAUGGGCGACGACGAGGGUGCUUGCUUUGCCCGACCCGCACUAUGGCGUGACGCCGCGUGGACGCGGUGUGAGUAGCCAUUACUACUACAAUUUAUCGUCGAUUCGUCUCGAAGGCAUCGGACUCUCAUUUGUGUAUGCCCAUAGCCCGCAGCUGGUGGACGUUGAGGUGUACCGGGGUUUGAAUGAGGUGGAGCUCUUCGACUUCACCAAAACCCGCGCCGCGUACGAAGGCGAGAUGCACCCGUACUCCCCCAUCGAUGAGUAUGCGGUCUUUGAGGUGGCGAUGAUGCGUGGGAUGGAGCGGCAGCUGUGGACCCCUGUGUGGCGCGCCGCGCCGGCCAACGCGUUCACGGACGUGCGCGACACGAUCGAGUCUUGGCGGGCUGCGAAUGUUCUCAGCGACUCGAUGGACGCUGCUCGACGUGUGUCGUGGCGUCUGUCUAGCGGCGGCGCGGACAUGUCGAUGUUUGGCGCGCUGUACGGCGACACUUGGGGCGUACAGCUGCCGCGGCCGGACUUUGCCGUGGAUCUUGGGUACUGGUGGGUGCGCGGUGCGGUGCAGCCGGUGCAGCCGGUGCGGCCGAGCCGGCGGCUUGCAGCACUGAAGAGGCUGUACGCGAUCCCUGAGGUGGGGACUGGCGACGCGUGCGGCAGCGAGUUGGCGUUGUGGGCGGCGAGGGGCGACGACCACUACUACAGCGUGCUAUACGACAUGUUCCACCACACGCGGCGCGACGAGACGUUUCUGUUCGAGAUGAUUGAUAGCGAAAUGAGGGCUCUGCUGCUUGCUGCGUUCCGAAGGUAA
This is a messenger RNA of Leishmania major strain Friedlin, 1845 nucleotides long. RefSeq lists its product as hypothetical. Gene Ontology annotation, cellular component: Golgi apparatus. NCBI's taxonomy places the organism in Eukaryota, Euglenozoa, Kinetoplastea, Trypanosomatida, Trypanosomatidae. The record is from RefSeq and is a predicted model, not a curated record. The transcript has a single exon. The coding region runs from base 1 to 1845 and encodes 614 amino acids. Gene Ontology annotation, molecular function: transferase activity, transferring phosphorus-containing groups.